Messenger RNA from Rhizoctonia solani, 1353 nucleotides. Its product is annotated as box H/ACA snoRNP assembly protein SHQ1. Gene Ontology annotation, cellular component: nucleoplasm; cytoplasm. Gene Ontology annotation, biological process: box H/ACA snoRNP assembly. The transcript has 6 exons. The record is from RefSeq and is a predicted model, not a curated record. NCBI's taxonomy places the organism in Eukaryota, Fungi, Basidiomycota, Agaricomycetes, Cantharellales, Ceratobasidiaceae. The coding region runs from base 1 to 1353 and encodes 450 amino acids.
AUGAUAACUCCAAAAUUCAACUGUAGUCAGGAUGAGAUCUCGGUUAUCCUUCAACUAUACGUUCCCGCUGUGCGAGCAGCAGAUGUUGAGAUCCACGUCGAAGGCACGCUGUUUUCAGCACACAUCAAUCCAUAUUUUCUCCGCCUCAAUUUUCCCUAUCCGGUACUCGAGGACGAUGACUCGUCUGCGUCUUAUGACCCUUCGUCCGGUACUCUCACCGUGAGACUCACGAAAGAGACCAAAGGCCUACAUUUUCCCGAUCUCGACCUUUUAACCAAACUUCUCGCACCCCGCUCCGCCGCAGCUCUCAAUGAUGAGGGUCGGACCAAAGGACCCCUUAUAGAGGUUCUGGAUAGUCGUUCUCCAGAUCAACUCGCAGAGGAAUUAGACGACAAGCUUCGGCUGGAUCUAGAACAAGAACACGCAGCAUUCGUGCGAGCUGCACAAAACGAUUGGCAAAUCGACCAGGAAGCACCUGACGACGAGCUCCUGGAUGCCGGUCCAUCGAUUUCCACUUGUACUCCGUAUGGCUUUCUUAAUUUGCACACCGGAUACUUUACAAACGUCAUUCACACCGAAAAUGAGGUGAACGAGCUUGGAGCCGAGGCAGAAAACUCCACGCUCGCGAGGCGGCGACAACUUCGCGAGGCAAGCGAAGAGGCCAAGUGGGACGAAGAACACUACAUAGCAGACUUUGUCGACGAUGAAAUUAUCAAAGAGUUGAUGAGCACUGAAUUACCACCGGAAGGCAUAUUUGUAUUUACAGAGGAGGAAAAUAUGACAAUGUUGCGUCUUCCUCGAAAAGAAUACUUGCUUACUCCCGAUCGAACGAGAGAGUUACAAAUUGCACUUUGCACCAUCCUCUUUGCUGCGCAGUACGAUUGGCGAACGACACAAGGCGACCCGACGCCCGAAUCGGCUUGGACAAUAUGUAAACUCGUUCCGGCGUUCUCUGCUCUUGAUCCGUGCCCGGCUCCAGUCUCUCUUCGUUCGGCUUUGCGGGCGUCGUACCGACGGGCAUUAGCGUUCCCACUCUAUCGGUCAUUUGCCUAUGCCAACGGCACGCGUGCCGUUACCCGACGACUAUUAGCAACCAAAAAGAUUCUGGAUGGCCAUGAUGUAUAUUAUGUGUACUCGAAGAUCUGGGUUGAUGAUUUUUGCACUUGGCUCAUCGGUUACUCAACCGACGCAGGUCUCAAGGCACUUGGCUCGGAACUAGCGACUACGCAGCCCUCCAAGGUAGAGAUUGGUUGGGACCUCGAAGAUCUGGAAGAUGCUGUUCGAGAAACCGAACCUGAUAGCGACGACGAAGAUGCGGAUGAAGUGGAACGCAUGACAACUGCGACACUCUAG